UUUAUGCGAUAUGUGUUAUAGGCAAUCUAAUGAAGUCUAAAAUCAUGUGGCGGCAAGUGAUUUUCAUAGUGGCUACCUGUUGUUUUUCCAUAUGCAAGAGCACCGCAGUGAAACCAAUAUCGUGCGACGAUAUAAGUGUUCGGAAUUUCGUCAGUUAUCAUCUAACUUCGUGGCAACAUGCAGUUGGAGGUAUUGGUAUGAAAGUAGUAGAAAACUCUGAAUCUGGUAUUGCUGCCCUUGACCUCACAGGGAACGAAUACGUAGCCAUUGUAGUGCACGGUCGGGAAAGUGGCAUCUACACUGAGUUUGGAAACACCCUUAAACAUUCCCUUAUUACAGCAGACAAACAAAUGGUCGUCAUUUUAAUUGACUGGUCAUUCCUAUCUUUUGUACCCUAUGAAGACGCCGUGAGCUUUGUUCCCUGUGUCUCACACGAAAUAAGAAGCUUCAUAGAAAAUAUGAUGUCAGCGGCAAAGUUGAACCGAAAUCGCCUUCAUCUCAUCGGCUUCGAUCUGGGAGUUCACAUUGUAGGCAUCGCGAGUCGCAACAGCAUUGCUCGUGCCGCGAAAAUAACAGCUCUCGACCCCGCUGGUGACCGUUGGGGUGCUGAAUCACUACGUCUUAGAGCUACCGAUGCGCAGUUAGUCGAAGUGAUUCACACCAAUGGCAACGGAGCGCUCGGUAGUACAGCUUAUGGCAUCGGUGAACCCAUUGGGACAUUGGAUUUCUUCCCCAACGGAGGGGACAGGCAGCCUGGCUGCGGGAUCUUUGACAACGCGUGCCACCAUAAGAGAGCCUGGCAGCUGUUUGCGGGAACUGUUGAUACUGGUGGCCACUUAAUAGCUAUGAAGUGUCAGAAUAUGACGCAAGUAAACAAUAAUCUCUGUGUCAUGACUCCAGCUGCAAUCAUGGGGACUCUGGCACUAGUGAAAUUUAACACCGGUCUACAUCGGGUUAAUACUGGAAGCAUUUACCCUUACUAGGGUACCAGCACUUCAGAAGGAGCACUAUUGCCGAUACAACUGUGAAGACCUCUGUUUGACAAGGGGCAAAAGUGGCGGUGUAUGCAUGCGAAGUUCCUGCAAAUGUUUCUCUGCUGUGGAUAGCUGACCCGACGCCUUUCGCCUAUAUCCCCGGCCAGGAGGAUUAGCCAAGUUGACAAUCGUAUAUCGACAAACGCCAAUCGCCAGAUGCAACAAACAUGAAGACGUGAUUAUUUCGUGAUUUUUAAAUAAGUUUCGUUUGGCGGAUUCUAUAAACGAUUGUCUCUUAGCUACUUAUUACGGUCUUCUUCGACGAACCAGACAAUACUUGAAUUCUUAUUGCUUUCUUCAAAUAUAGAUUUUCGGGAUUGUUAUAAUUAUUUAACUUUGUAAAUAUAAUUUCCAAACUUUUCGGCUCCAUCAUGAUGUAAUUUAUGAAAAUUUUAGUACUAGUGUUUUUAAAUAUAAAAAAUACAGUCAGUUAAUGUUACAGUUUUAUCCUGACUUCCAAAUAAACAAUUGAAUGCAG
Messenger RNA from Cydia pomonella (codling moth), 1512 nucleotides. Its product is annotated as lipase member I-like. The transcript is spliced from 7 exons. Gene Ontology annotation, molecular function: lipase activity. Bases 30 to 983 code for a protein of 317 amino acids. The record is from RefSeq and is a predicted model, not a curated record. NCBI's taxonomy places the organism in Eukaryota, Metazoa, Arthropoda, Insecta, Lepidoptera, Tortricidae.